AUGGGCGCUCCCAAGAAGAAGGGCCUCAAGCCCGAGCCGAGCCGCAGCCGCUUCCAAGAGGGCUCCAUGAACGACCGCGCCUCUGCCGUGCCGCCGUCCCAGUUCCUCGGGCCCGACGAGAUCGAGGCGCUGGAGAGGCCGCUGGACGCCGAGCUCGAGCAGCACCAGUAUAACCUGCGGAGCUCCCGCCGCUCUCAGGACACCACGCGCCAUCUCCAGCUGUACAUGUCCCGGCAAGCCCCCAGCAUCGCUCCCAGCAUCGCCCCGAGCGUCGCGCCGAGUGUCGCGCCCAGCGUGGCACCGAGCACUGCUACCACGUCGCCCAAGAAGGGCGUCCUGGGCCAGGUGUGGGAGGGCGUUCGAGGGCGCUUCAAGCUCAAGAAGGAUACGCCAUCGGCAUCACCAGAGCAGAAGAAGCAGGAGACCCCUUCGACCCCUUCGCCCAAGAAGCCUACGCCCGGUGUGUUCGACGACAGGCCCACUAGGGAAGAGGCCUUGGCGAGCUACCAUCUGCUGGUCGAGUCGGGCUUCUUCACCUCUCAUGCCAUCCAGUCCACGCGACAGCCUCCUCCGCCGGGCUACGUGCGGCAACGGCCAGCUACCAGCCACCAGGCGCUUCCUUCAACACCGCCGCCGCCGCUGCCGCCUACCCAUGCUCCCCCUUCUCUGCCUCCGCCGCCAAAGUGGCCUCUCAACACGACGCCCAAGACGCCCAGGACGCCCAGGAGCAACAGGACGUCGCUAUCCAUCAUGACGCCUGCCAGCAGUGACUCGAGAGGCACCAAGCGGACCGCAAACGAGAACCAGCCGUCGUCCCCCGAGAUCCAGAUCCACCAGGACGAAAGGCCGAAACCGAACCGGACCAGGGAAUCGCGCACCAAGAUCCGUAAGACGGCUUCUCGCGACUUUAACAUUCCCAUCCUUCGCAGCUCUGGAUCCCGGCGGCAGCUCUCGACCGGCCGGACAAAGGCUCGCAAGCACCCGAGCAGCACCAGCCUCCCGCCCGUGGUCAUUCACCACUAUCACAGCGCGUCGAGCCGGCAUAGCAGGCGGUCCUCCCACCUGCUGUGCGCAACCUCGCCCACAUCGUCUGCGGCCUCAUCCCCUCGCGCGUCCCUCGACAGCACGUCGUCCUGCCGAGACAGCGGCGAGAGCGUCUACAGCGUUCGUGCCAUCGGCUCGGGAUCCAAGAGCUCCCGGCUGCUGCGAGCGAGAAAAACGGCUCCCGCUGCUGCUGCUUCUGCCGCUGCCGCGGAGCCCCUCAAGGUGGUUCCCAACGCCAACCGAGGGAUCCCCAGCGUCCCCUCUAUUCCCGCCAAGUAUACCUUUGGAGAAGAUCGAGAGAAUGGUCAGCCCUGGCGGGGGCUGAGACGGUGA
Messenger RNA from Trichoderma citrinoviride, 1377 nucleotides. RefSeq lists its product as hypothetical. Bases 1 to 1377 code for a protein of 458 amino acids. The record is from RefSeq and is a predicted model, not a curated record. The transcript has a single exon. Lineage: Eukaryota; Fungi; Ascomycota; Sordariomycetes; Hypocreales; Hypocreaceae.